AUGGCGGACCCAGACAAGAUCAAGCCGUAUGGCCUCUCCCAAAUCUACUGCUCCAAGGAGCCGCUGGUGGAUAUAGUCUUCGUUCACGGCCUCAACGGCCAUCCUUACCAUACCUGGAAGUCACAGUCGGGCGUCUUUUGGCCAGCAGAGCUUCUUCCCGAGGUCCUUGAACACGUCCGUAUCCUCACUUAUGGCUACAACGCCGAGGUAGCGGCUUUCAGAGAUGGCUCUUCUCGAGACCAUAUCCAUCACCACGCAGAGACGCUAGCCUCAGGCCUCGCGGCUAAUCGAAACCUUCGAAAAUGCUCUGAUCGUCCUAUCAUCUUCGUCUGCCAUUCGCUCGGGGGCCUCGUGGUCAAGCGCACACUGAUCCACUGUCGCAACGUCACAAACGAGAAGAUCGAGCACCUGCGAUCCAUCUUUGUGUCAACGUACGGGAUUCUCUUUCUGGGCACUCCGCACAACGGCUCCGACGUGGCUAAAUGGGGUUCGCUACUGCAGAACAUUUGCAGUGCGGUUCUGCCUAGGAAGAUUGUGGAGAGCUCUUCCCAGUUGAUCAGUGCGCUCAAGACAGACAAUGAGACCCUUCAAAACAUCAACAGUCUUUUCGCGGAAAUCCUACCCCGGUACCACAUCUAUUUCUUCCACGAGACUCGCUCGACCGAUAUCAAGGGAACCCGUCAACUCAUCGUGGAUGAGACUUCUGCUGCACCCUACAUCGAGGGAGUGGAACGCAUGGGUAUCGAGGCAGAUCACAGUAGCAUGUGCAAAUUUGACGAUGAGACUGCCCCCGGAUACGAGGCGGUCGCUGAGGCAAUACUGCGAUACUCUGAAGCUGCCCCUGCCCUCAUCGCGCAUCGAUGGCACGAGGAGGAGAGCACCCGAGAGAUGUGGAAGCAUUACAAGAUCGGCGAGCUUCGCGGUACAGCAGACAACACGACUGCUGGACCAGAGUAUAGAGAUGAACACAUCACGAGCCCUGCACAAAGUGCCCAGAUUGCAAGUGGUAGCGGUCUUAUCACUCAUCCCGAUUUUCCAAACGUUCACCCUAUCUCCCACGUAUCCCAAGUCGCGCAACAAAUACAGGUCCCGGUGGUCUAUGUGCCUCCCCCAGGAGGGCCGAGCGCUUCUGCGCCAGAUCCUACUUCAAGCACGGAGCUUCCAGCCCCAAGUGAGCGCGAGCCUUUCUUUAUAGUACCGCCAGGGUUUCAUCCGAACGCGACCUUUUAUGGCAUGGAAAAGGAACUUCGUUUGAUGCAUGAUCGUCUGUACAAGGCCAGAAAGCGCGCUGACCGUCUCACUGCCGUUCUUAUACACGGAGUGCCUGGUUCCGGAAAAACACAUUUAGCACGACAGUAUAUUUGGGACCAACGCAAGUGUUACCCUGGUGGCAUCUUCUGGGUAGAUGCCAAAUCACGCCAGUCGACUUACAAGUCCUACUGGGAGAUUGCUCAAGCGGCGUCCCUGGCGCCCGAUGACCAACAGUUUGAAGAGUCAGAGGCGACAGCACCACAGCAAUUUGUAUUCGAAGUUCGUGAUUGGUUUCAGGCCCGGGAGGAAUGGCUCUUGAUUUUCGAUGGCAUCGCCUUCGAUCAGGAUGAGGAUUUGAACCAUUUCAAGCAGAUCCUCCCCUUUAGGCCAAGGUCCAACAUUAUUUAUACCUCUAUCGAUAGAACGCUCGCAAGGAAGCAACGCCUUUUCGAACCGUACUGCCUGACAGUCCCGCCCCUUGAGGAGGAAGAUGCUUGCAAGCUUCUCUUCAAAGACAUUGGUGUCAAGAAUCCGGACCGCGCCCAAAAAAAGAAAGCAAUCGCUCUGGUCAAGCACUACGAGUGUCUCCCCUUGGCAAUCCAUGCGAUCAGUCAUCGCCUCAGUGCGACCGGGAAACCGAUCGUUAACUAUCAAAUUAACUCACACUUGACAGAUGAAAAACUCGCGGAACCUUUCUUGAGUAUUAUGCACGAUCUCUAUCGCAUGGAGCACUUCGCCGCGCUGAAUCUCAUCAACUUAUUGGCAUUCCUUGGUCACCAGGUUCCAGUCGGGUUGAUCAAUAUGGGACGAGGGGCUUUGGAAUCCUGGGAUGUCGAGGUUAUGACGAGCAGUAGACCUGGAGAUCGCCCGGAGAUUGAUGCCACACUGGGGACUCUGAUCCGGUAUGGACUCCUGGAAAGGACUGCCAAUUCACCUAAGCAGCAGCAGAGCUUUUCAUCACAAUCGGACGGAGACGAGAUACUCGAAUCGACAGUGCAGACACCGGCGUUGUCAGAGUCACAAACCGACAGCAAUGAGGAUGGAUCUCGAGAUUCGUACUUUGAGACAAAUCUGGGACCUGGUGCUAUUGAUGUCAUUAGGAUCCACAGCGUUGUACAGGGCUUCUGUCGGGAUGAGCUCAAGAUUAUGGAUAAGGAACAGGCGAGCCAGCCGUUAAUGGCUAGCAUCGCAAGCUUAGGACCUGGUUCUACGGGGUUCUAUGACUCGUGGCUUGUCGUCACCACGAGCAUGUUUUGUGCCUCGUACGAAAAGGCGAAGACCAGAAUGGUGGCCAUUGAUUAUGGCGGCAUGGUCAAAGACUAUCGGGAAUAUGAGACACAUGGCUCGCGAUUGCUGGAGCACUAUCCCAAGAAGGCCAGGAAGAUCUCCAAGGCGCCAGUAACCGUGCGUCAAGCUCACGAAGACCUGACCCGGGCCAUGGGGAAUAUCCGCGGCGAGCUUCGGCGCCUCUCACGCAGCUCGACACAGGUAGCGCCGCCAAAGCUCAAGUCCGUUUUUGAUCGCACGAGCAGCUCGUCUUCGUCUUUGCCCGACUCCUCUUCGAACGAAGAGAAUUCCCCGGAGCCAACGCUGGACUUGGGUGAAAUCAAACCCGCUCAUGUGGAGUCGCCACAGGAGAUGCCGUCUUCCUAUCAGUUGGAGCUCUUUCCGCCGCAUAUCUUUCGAGAACCCAGUCGUGACUAUGAAACCGAUGAUGAGAGCGAAGUCAAUAUGAAGAAGCCAAAGCGUGGUAAGCCGCUUUCGCAGAUGGUCCGGGAAGUACGUAGGCCUAGACCUGCCGCGCCCGUCCUCAGAGUCUUCCAGGUACAUGGACACAAUGUACCCAGCAACAACUCAGACAGGGGUCGAAGAGGCUCACAAGGGUCAGCAGCUGAAGCGCUUGCGGCUGUGCAUCAUGGAACACCCCCGUCGUCUCGUGAUAGUAAUGUGGACUUGGCUAUUACAUCUCCAUCAGGCGAAGAAAACAUACCAACCUACGCGACAACUGCGACAUCAAGGCGCACUAACGAGCUCAUUGAUGCGGCAAAACGUCGACCAUAUUCACCCCCCGCUGGACGUCCAGCCUCGAGGGCACCUGCCAGAUCAUCUGCAGAGUCCUUGGUCAGUCGAAGUAGCAAUAUCGCACCAUUCUCCCCUGACUUGCGAUCGGAGCGGAUGAGCCACUCUCUGUCAAGCGAGGCUGGCCCUGACCUGAUUGCGCAGCAUUUAGAAUCUUUGGAGAUGAAGGCGACGCAAGAGGCCCAGUUUCAACAGCUUCAUUCUUCUGCCACUUUGAGACCUCAUGAGCCCGCUGCCGACUUGUCCGGAAGCGUUUCCUCGAUUUUCGCCUAUGGAAACCAGUCAAUGCACAUCGAAGGAAACCCAGAGAUCAGGGAUUCCCGGCGCAUGAGUGGCCACUCCCGAUCGGGUCUUGUUGGACAAUCAGCCACCCAUCUGAUGUCUGUUCACCACCCGUCUGCGUUCAUGCCAGGAUCCUCUCCGCCCUCGAUGACCGACAUGAACAUGCCGGGCUACCACGCUAACGCGACGGACCCUGUCCCAGUCACUGCUGAACCAAUGUCGCGAGGACCAUCCGCAAACUCUCGCCAAUCCUGGACAACGGACCCAGUCCUCUACCCUCCGCCCGUGGUUCCUCACAUCCAACCAAAUACUGGAACGACAACGGCGCCCAUGCCCAUCAGCCCAUUCCCUCAAAUAGUCCCCGAGCAUCCAGCAGUCACCGGAAUGGGUGGCUGGAUAGGCGAACUACCACCACAGCCAGCGCCCAGUGCAGGUCUUCAUCCUGAUUCCGCCUACGCAUCCCCGCCGCCAGCACCACCGCUUGAGCCCACACCCGCGCCUGCAACUGCACAGGGGAUGUAUUUCGGGGGACAACCUGUGGAUUUAUCGGGGGCUAGACAUCGGUUAUUCGGGCAUGCUCCGGCUCCGGCUCCGGCUCCGUUCCCAUUUGCAUCGCCGGCAAAUAUCGCCACGUACCAGUUGUAUCAUCCGAAUCUGUCUACGCCGAUGAUCCCGCAGCCGGUUGAUAUGGGUCCACCGAGGGGUGUUCCCGCUAGGCGGGGACGGAGUGGGAGUGCGCCUGGAGAGGGAUGGGGGCAGUGA
Messenger RNA from Aspergillus chevalieri, 4374 nucleotides. RefSeq names its product LipA and NB-ARC domain protein. NCBI's taxonomy places the organism in Eukaryota, Fungi, Ascomycota, Eurotiomycetes, Eurotiales, Aspergillaceae. The transcript is spliced from 4 exons. The coding region runs from base 1 to 4374 and encodes 1457 amino acids. Gene Ontology annotation, molecular function: ADP binding. The record is from RefSeq and is a predicted model, not a curated record.